AUGGCCUCCGCUGUUGCCUCCAUCGCCGCUGCCUCUUCUACCGCCAUCACCUGCCAAGCCACUGCAUCUAGCAGGAAUGUGUCCGCGAGGAGCGGAUUCAUGGGAGCCACUCUCCGUGUCUCCCCAGCAGCCAGAGCCGUCCGCGCUGAGAAGCUGGCUGUCCGCGCGUCCUCGUCUGAGGAGCUCGGUGGAACCCAGAAGCAGAUUCUCGAGGCGUUCUCGGGGGUGAAGGCCAAGUGGGACACCGUGGAGAACAAGCCCACCGUGCUGCUCUACACGGGCGGCGCCGUGCUCGCCUUGUGGAUCACCAGCGCUGUCAUGGGAGCCAUCGACUCGCUGCCUCUGGUCCCGGAUUUUCUGAAGCUGGUCGGCACUGUCUAUGGUGGCUGGUUCGUCUACCGCUACCUUCUCUUCGAGCUCUACCAUACCCUGCGCGUGAACCGCUUGCUGCCCAGCGCGCAACCCGCUUGCUGCCUCGCACGUGCCCUGCUCGCGCCGCCUGCACGCGCGCUGCCUGAGCCCUGCGCGCUCACUGCCUGCGCUGCCCGCGCGCUGCCUGCACCGCCUGCGCGCUGCCUUUGA
Molecule: messenger RNA, 582 nt
Organism: Closterium sp. Naga37s-1
Lineage: Eukaryota; Viridiplantae; Streptophyta; Zygnematophyceae; Desmidiales; Closteriaceae
Source: the annotation of a GenBank genome assembly